Xenopus laevis (African clawed frog) is the source of this 3822-nucleotide messenger RNA. It is a transcript of the gene jakmip3.S, whose product is annotated as Janus kinase and microtubule interacting protein 3 S homeolog. The record is from RefSeq and is a predicted model, not a curated record. The transcript is spliced from 24 exons. NCBI's taxonomy places the organism in Eukaryota, Metazoa, Chordata, Amphibia, Anura, Pipidae. Gene Ontology annotation, molecular function: microtubule binding; kinase binding. The coding region runs from base 190 to 2721 and encodes 843 amino acids.
AUUACACUGCAUGCCAGCAAUGGUGCUGUUCACAGGUAAAGGGGAUUUAUCUGUUGAGCAUCACGAUGGAUCCUAUAUGUAAGACAACCAGAAAAAUGUAGAAAGAAAAUAAGGAUCAUUGUCGCUCCGUGAAACAGGGAGGAGAUCUCUCUGAUUGGGACGGCGCCCUCCCUGGCACUCCACCUCACAAUGUCAAAGAAGGGAGCCAGCAGCAGAGCUAAGGGAGACAAAGCAGAUGCCCUCGCCUCCUUACAAACUGCCAAUGAAGACCUAAGAGCAAAACUCACCGAAAUCCAAAUUGAACUCCAACAGGAAAAGAGUAAGGUCAGCAAAUUAGAAAGAGAAAAAAAUCAAGAGAUCAAGCAAAUCAAAGAACAACAACAGCAUAAAAAUAUUGUUCUGGUUACUGAGCUAAAAGCCAAGCUGCAUGAGGAAAAGAUGAAGGAACUUCAGUCUGUGCGGGAAGCCAUGCUGAGGCAGCAUGAGUUGGAACUGUUUCGGGUUAUUAAAAUUAAAGACAAUGAGAAUCACAGAUUGCAAGCCAUAGUUAAUGUGUUACGUGAUGGGGCCCCGGAAAAAGUCAAAACUGUUCUUUAUUCCGAGGCAAAAGAAGAAGCCAAGAAAACGUUUGAGUUUGAGAAAAUCAAAAUGCAACAAGAGAUUUUUGAACUGAAAGGAGCCAAGAGACAAGCGGAGGAGGCCUUGACUGUGGUCAUGCAGGCCGAUAAAACGAAAGCAGCAGAAAUAAGGAGCAUCUACCACCUGCACCAGGAGGAAAUUUCCAAAAUUAAUCGGGAAUGUGAAAGAGAAAUUCGUAGACUGAUGGAUGAACUUAAAUUAAAAGACAGAACAGUUUACUUGCUGGAAAAAGAGUUAGGGGUGCAAGCCGGGCAUGCUCAAAGACUUCAACUCCUAAAGGAGGCCUUAGAUCAACAGCUUGUCCAGCUCAAAGAGUCUGACCGCCAUCUGAGCAGCCCGAAACGGGAGUUUCCCAUUGCAAGUGGUGCAGGAGAAACUUCAGAUCAUUCUGGAAGCCCUGAACAGCAGUGGGAUGAAAAGGAUGUUCGUCGGUUUCAACUAAAAAUUGCUGAAUUAAGUGCAAUUAUCCGGAAACUGGAAGACCGGAAUGCGUUACUGUCAGAAGAGAGAAAUGAGCUAUUAAAACGUCUAAGAGAUGCAGAAAGUCAAUAUAAACCCAUUCUGGACAAAAACAAGCGACUUAGCCGUAAAAAUGAAGAAAUGUCCCAUUCGUUGCGGAGAAUGGAGAACAAGCUGAAGUUUUUAACACAAGAAAACAUAGAAAUGAGACAAAAAGCUGGUAUUAUAAGGAGGCCGAGCUCCUUGAAUGAUCUAGACCAAAGUAGAGAAGAGAGAGAAGUUGACUUUUUGAAGCUGCAGUUGAAUGAACAGCAACUCUUCAUUGAUGAACUUUGUAAGACUCUGGAAACUGCCGGCUAUGUGAAGAGCGUCUUGGACCGUGAAAAGCUUUUAAAGUUUAGAAAGCAAAGAAAGAAAAUGGCAAAACUCCCCAAGCCAGUCGUGGAGACCUUUUUUGGAUAUGACGAGGAAGCUUCACUAGAUUCAGACGGUUCUUCAAUCUCCUACCAAACAGACAGAACAGAUCGGACGCCGUGCACUCCCGAUGAGGAUGUGGAAGAGGGAAUGGCCAAAGAAGAGACGGAGCUCAGAUUCCGCCAGCUGACCAUGGAAUAUCAGGCCUUGCAACGUGCAUACGCUCUUCUGCAGGAACAAGUUGGGGGAACCCUAGAUGCAGAGCGAGAAGUCAAGACCCGAGAGCAGCUACAGGCAGAUAUUUAUCAGUAUCAGAGGAGAAUAGAGGACCUGGAAAAAGCAAUGUCUGAGCAGGGCCAGGACAUGAAGUGGAUUGAGGAAAAGCAGGGGCUGUACAGGAGAAAUCAGGAACUUGUAGACAAAAUCAAACAAAUGGAAACAGAUGAGGCCAAGCUCAAACAUGACAUUCAAGAUGUGAAGGAUCAGAACGAGCUCUUGGAAUUUAGGAUAUUGGAGCUUGAAGAAAGGGAGAGGAGAUCCCCUGCCAUCAAUUUCCAUCACAUCCCUUUUACAGAAGGAAAUAGCCCGUUGCAGGUUUAUUGUGAAGCAGAAGGAGUUACUGAUAUCAUUGUUUUGGAGCUGAUGAAAAAACUGGACAUCCUAGGGGAUAACGCCAACCUGACGAAUGAGGAACAAGUGAUUGUCAUCCAAGCAAGAACAGUCUUGAAUUUAGCAGAAAAGUGGCUCCAGCAGAUUGAGGUGACUGAGUCUGCUCUGCAGCAAAAGAUGGUGGACAUUGAAAGUGAGAAAGAUCUGUUCACCAAGCAGAAAGGAUAUUUGGAUGAUGAACUGGACUUCCGUAAACAAUCACUGGACCGAGCUCACAAACAAAUCCUUGAGCUGGAGGCCAUGUUAUUUGAUACCCUGCAACAGGAGGCAGGGGCCAAGAUGGCUCAGCUGCUUUCAGAAGAGGAACGAGAGGAGCUCAAGAGCGCAGUGGAGCAGUGGAAACGGCAGGUCAUGAGUGAGCUGCGAGAAAGGGACGCCCAGAUCUUGCGCGAGAGGAUGGACGUUAUCCAGCACGCCCAGCAGAGAAUAAAGGAACUAGAAGAAAGAAUAGAAUUUCAAAAGAGGCAAAUUAAAGAAUUGGAAGAAAAGUUCUUAUUUUUGUUUUUAUUCUUCUCGUUGGCAUUUAUACUUUGGUCCUAGAUCAUCUGCACGUCAAGCAUCUCAGAAAAAGUCACAAGAACUAUGACGCAACUAGAAACAGGGCACAAAGACUCGAACAAGGCCCCGAAUUAUUUCUACACACUUUGUUUUUCUAUUUUUGACUUCCGCUGGAGAGGUGCUGUGCUGAAUUUUUGCUAUGGAUUUUAGAAACUUAAACUUUUACUAAAAAAAAAAUCAAAUAAUUAAAAACUUUGCAUAAAUACCUUUUAUUUAAUCAGGCCAAGUGGAAUCCAUAUACUUUUCCUGCUGAGCAGGCAGCAAAUUGCUUCUAUGAAGAAUCUCCAUCAAACACUUGGAGUCUUGUGCACAAAAGUGAACGCAAUGCGGUGCCCUUGAGUGUGAUGAUCAUGGAACGAUUGGAGAAAUGUUGUCUGCACCCGCCAAUGACUACUGGUUAUGCUCAAAUUCCUACAAAAAUUCCAGCGAGUCUCAUUUUUUUUUCCAGUGGAAAAAUGAUUUCUAAAACAGGAGCUUUUAUAAAUGACAUUCAUCCGUAAUAAAAUCAAGGCGGUUCUUGCUGGACAUUUGGAGACAAACUAAGAUGGCAGCUGUAACAGAACAAGUAAGAGAAAGCACAAGAGUCUCCCUAUUUCAUCUAUUCUGACAAACCAAAACUGGACAGAAAAUCUCAAGGGAGCACUUACAGUAUCUGAAAUUCUACCAAAAAUUUAGACGAAGUGCCAAACUUUCCAAAUAGAACAUUCGCUUUCCCAAGGGAAACUAAGGCACCUUCACAAAUUUGGUUUUUCUUGGUUCAUUCAUCAUAUAAGAAACUUCAGUAAAUGAAACGAAAGAAGAACUGGGCCAAUGCUGGACUGACUCGGUCAUGCCAAGAUUUCCACACUGCGAAUCACAUAUAUUUUAGUUAUUUGAAUUUGCACCAUUGUUAUCUAAAUUGAUUGCAAUUUUUUGUACUUUAUUGUAUGGGAUGUUUCCCUGCGCCAUAGACAGGAAGUACAGGAAAUAUUUGAGAGACACAUGUCAUCCUUGGAUGGGUCUACUGGAAAACAGUAUUUAUAUUCCAGUCUCUUAUUCAAAUCAAUGCAUGGUUGUUAGGAUAAUUUGGACCCUAGCAGUCAG